GUAUAAAUAGUACAGCCUGCAACCCAGCGUGAGCACUGGAAGCUUGCACUCCUGGCACACCUGGAUCGAUCCACUCACAGAAAGGUGUCCACCCAGCGGAUGCCAUGAGACUCCACAGCCUCAUCCUGUUCUCCUUCCUUCUCCUGGCUGCUCAGGUGCUCUCAGAAAAGGUCAGAAAGAGAGCCAAGAAUGCACCACACAGCUCAACGGAGGAGGGUACAGAGGGUACAUCUCCCUCCUUGGGGAAGGGCCAGAAUAAGCAGAGGAGCAGGACAUCCAAAUCUAUGACCCAUGGCAAGUUUGUCACCAAAGACCAAGCCACAUGCAGAUGGGCCGUGACUGAGGAGGAGCUGGGCAUCAGCCUGAACGUCCAGUGCACACAAGCCGAUCAGGAGUUUUCUUGUGUUUUUGCUGGUGAUCCAACCAGCUGCCUUAAGCACGACAAAGACCAGACCUACUGGAAACAAGUCGCCCGCACACUGCGCAAACAGAAGAAUAUCUGUAGGAACGCCAAGAGUGUCCUGAAGACCAGAGUGUGCAGAAAGAAAUUUCCAGAGUCUAACCUCAAGCUAGUAAACCCCAGUGCACAUGGGAACAUGAAACCCAGGAAGGAGAAAGCAGAGGUCUCCUCAAAGGAACACAAGGUCCAAGAAGCUGUCUCCACGGAGCCAAACAAGGCCAAAGAGGACAUCACCCCCAGUCCAGCUGUGACUGGAACUGUGACCACCGAAGAUCCAGAGUGUCUAGAGGACCCAGAUAUGCUCAACCAGAGGAAGACUGCCCUGGAGUUCUGUGGGGAAUCUUGGAGCUCCUUCUGCACGUUCUUCCUCAAUAUGUUACAGGCUACAGCGUGCUAAGGAAGUCGGAGGGAGCAGCCUAAGACACGUGGUAUCAGAGCCUCGCUGUCUGCUGAAAUCUCCCAGAGUUCCCCACAAGAUACAAACAUUUCCAAUAUGGGAACAAAAUGAAGUAUUUAAACAGAUUUUGUAAAUUUUGGUUUUGUGUUUUAGAAUUCGCUUUGUUAUUUUUUUUCACAUCCUUGGAUGUCCUUUUCAGAGACUGUUUACCUCAACGUAUUCUUCCAUGGACCACAAACCUAAGUGCAUAUAAGUAAUGGAUAAAUCCAAGAGAUAAUGUCCAGGCAAGGAAUUGUUGGCUGUAUUUACCAGGAUAAUAAAGUUCUGGGGAUUCUCAGAAAUACCAC
Messenger RNA from Grammomys surdaster, 1204 nucleotides. RefSeq names its product fibroblast growth factor binding protein 1 (gene Fgfbp1). The record is from RefSeq and is a predicted model, not a curated record. Gene Ontology annotation, biological process: cell-cell signaling. Lineage: Eukaryota; Metazoa; Chordata; Mammalia; Rodentia; Muridae. The coding region runs from base 105 to 857 and encodes 250 amino acids. Gene Ontology annotation, molecular function: growth factor binding. The transcript is spliced from 2 exons.